Molecule: messenger RNA, 1419 nt
Organism: Aspergillus bombycis
Lineage: Eukaryota; Fungi; Ascomycota; Eurotiomycetes; Eurotiales; Aspergillaceae
Product: glycosyltransferase family 31 protein
Exons: 1
Coding region: 1-1419 (472 amino acids)
Molecular function (GO): acetylglucosaminyltransferase activity
Source: RefSeq, a predicted model, not a curated record
AUGCAGGCGCGCUAUCAUCCUUUGCUUCAAUGGCGCCGAUCCACUGCCGUAAUAGCUGCCACCACUUCACUUCUGCUCAUAUCUGCAGCAUUCCUUCUCUAUUCGCGACAUAGCAAUAUUGAUAUUAGUCCUUUCCCCAAUGCUCCGUCUCCAUCUUCCAGUAGCAGCAGUGGUUGCCAUGUGGAUCUUGACUUGCUGAGAACGCACGCUUCCAAUUCCUCCGCGGAAUAUGCUAGAUUGGAGAUAUCUGUUGUGCAAACCAAGAACUUUACUGGUUUCUCGGAUUCACUCGAUGUACCAAUUCCCACGUAUCGGACGGUCCAACUGGAUACAAAGAAUCAUACAGAGCUACUGCCAGAAGAGAGAUGUGCUACAUCGGUGACAAUACAUGCUCCCGUGAUGGCUCCACGCCCCAAUGCAUCACACAUGAUAUUUGGCGUCGCAACGUCUACAGCGAGAUUGUAUGAUUCUCUGGAUGCUUUCGCACACUGGGCGGGAGGAACAAAUGCACACAUUGUAGCCGUGGUUGAUGAUGAAGGCUCGGUGAAGCAGUCUCAAAAACGGGCAAAGGAACUGGAUAUUCGCCUCACCGUUAUCCAAAACUCGGAUGAUUUGCUGGAUCGGUACUUUUCCUUGCUCCGGACCCUUUUUGAGCGCAAGGAUGAGCUUACCAAGUGGAUUGUCUUAAUCGACGAUGAUACUUUCUUUCCUUCAAUGGAGAAUCUCGUGCAACGGUUGGCGACGUAUGAUCCGACGGAGCCGCAGUAUAUAGGGGCACUCACCGAGGAUAUCGCACAGAUGUAUUUUGGGAGCCAUAUGGCGUACGGCGGUGCUGGGAUAUUUCUCUCCAUUCCCCUUGUUCAACAACUCAAUGCUGUUUUUCGCAAUUGCUAUGACUAUAAGGGCGCCGGUGAUCGAAUGAUCGCGCGGUGUAUUUACAGCCAAACUACCGUGAAACUCAAGUGGGAACAUGGCCUCCAUCAGUUAGACCUUCGGGGCGAUGCGUCUGGGUUCUACGAGUCAGGCCGUCCAUUGCCGCUCUCUUUGCAUCAUUGGAAAUCCUGGUUCCACGCCGACAUGGUUGCUCUCAGCAAGGUGGCUGCCAUCUGCGGUGAAGCCUGUUUGCUUCGACGUUGGCAGUUGUCAGACGAUUGGUAUCUGAUAAAUGGCUUUUCCGUUGUCAAAUACUCGCUACCCUUGCAGGAUUCGGUUUCCAUGGAGCAGACCUGGGAUAACAGUAAAUACAAGGGCCCGGAUCCAUUUGAGUAUAGUCUGGGCCCGUUGCGUAGCAAGGACGAGGGCAAGGUCUCCUUCCGAUUGAAGGAAGCAAUUGCAGAGACAGACAGGGUUCGCCAGAUAUAUGUUCGAGAGCGAGAGAAGCCUCAAGUUAUAGAGGUGAUUUGGAAACUUAGACAUUGA